Messenger RNA from Caenorhabditis briggsae, 3348 nucleotides. It is a transcript of the gene Cbr-pek-1, whose product is annotated as Protein CBR-PEK-1. The transcript has 11 exons. The record is from RefSeq and is a predicted model, not a curated record. Gene Ontology annotation, molecular function: protein binding; protein kinase activity; ATP binding. Bases 1 to 3348 code for a protein of 1115 amino acids. Gene Ontology annotation, biological process: protein phosphorylation. Lineage: Eukaryota; Metazoa; Nematoda; Chromadorea; Rhabditida; Rhabditidae.
AUGAGUGUGUACUAUCUAGUUUUAGCGGUUUUCCUGGUCUUCAUGGCUCUGGUACCGUACAAUUCGGGUCAACAAUACAUCGACGACGACAGUGACAUUGAAGUGGUCCGUUGUCGAAAUGGAUAUGUGCAAUAUCGAGGUUGUGAGACGGGCGCUGAACUAAAUAUUAUCAUCGCUGCCACGUUGAAUGGAGCUGUUACUGCAUUGGAUGGAGACACGGGUGAAUUGCUAUGGAGAUAUCAAGGAGAACCACUUUUGCAAGGAUCGUUGACCACAUCAGAGCCUAUCGAUAUUGGUGGAACCAGUUUGCAAUUGAUGCCAACACUGGAUGGACGAUUGUAUUCCUACACACACAACACAAAUCUCAUCGAACCAAUGGCAAUAACAACUGACUCGCUUCUGGAAUCCACUAUGCGUCUUGGACAAGACGCGGUGGCUGGUGGAAAAAGUGUCACGACGAAAGGAUUCGAUUUGUACACGGGAGAAGUAAAGUACGAGUGUUCGAUGGAGUCGUGUGGCAAUCAAGACGCGGAGCUUCCCGAAAAUCCGGUGCUUUUGGUGAAACGUGUUACAAACUCGAUUCGAGCAAUGGACACGAUGCGUGGGGUGGAGCGGUGGAACUUGUCGACGGCGGAGAUUGAUGUUAGUCUUGCCGGAGGGAUGUCGGUGCCAGCGAUUCCAGCGUCGGAUGUGAAAGUUCUUCUCCAACCGCCUGAUGGAAUUCUGGUAGCUGUCAACAAGCACAAUCGGGAAGAAUGGAAAACCGAUGUGCACGGACAUAUUGUCAGUGUUUGGCAGAUUUCCGGCAACACCAUUGGAGAGAUUUCCAUGUUCGACCCCAGAAACAUCUUCACCACUCAAUUUGAAGUGAUGCAUCGUGAUCAACACAACAUGCAAAGCCACACGUCUCUUCUCUAUAUGGGCACUCACAACCAGUUCCCAUUCAUCAUUCAAAGUCCAAAGGCGAAGAAGAACCUUAAAAAGAAGAUGAGCAUGCUUCAAGAGCCAUCUGGAGUUGCUGAGUUUGCUGGUCCACGUUUCUGUUCUGCCAAUGAUGACACUAGAAGUCUUGCUUACAAUAUCAAACAUGAAACGUUGCGAGCUGUUCUACGGCAAGCAUUUCAAAGUUCACAAAGCAAAGCCAUCGAGGAUAAGAGCCCAUCUGCCGCUAGACCCAAAGAGCUCCAAAUUCUAGCUCAAGACGCUGACAAGCCAGCUCAACAGCUUGGAACUGAAAACAUGAGAUCCACCUCACUCUCACAAUCUGGUGACCAUGGAUACUUGGUUCUAGACACCCCCGCUCCGAAAACUUUCAAACUUCCAUCGCCAGUGACCGCUGUGCAAUCCGUGCUCCGCUAUGUCUUCAAUCCAACAACAAUGCUCGGGUUGUUCACAAGUUUUGUCGGAAUGGCAAUCUCGACAUUUUAUUGGAUCAGAAGACCAUCUCGUUUAAUGAUUUCACCUAGAUCCAGUACGGAUAGUUCUGAGAGCACUACACCGAGCAACAGAACCGCUACUUCGUCAGAAGAAAGAAUUGUGAGAAUCAGUGAUGAUGCAUCAGAUGUCAGUGGAUCUGCUAAGAGUGUUCCUGUUAAGAGAGCCUUGUUGCCUGUCGAAAAAUCGAAUGUCGAUCUUGGAACAUCGCCUCGGGUGCAAAUCCAAAAACGACAAGCCAAAACUGACAUCGACUCAGAAGACAGCCAAUUAUCUAAUGAUGAUAGGAAGCGAUUGCUCAGAAAUCGUACAAUAUCUCGCUCCAGCCAAGAAGGAUUCACCAGCCGUUUUGCCAACGAGUUUGAAGUUAAAAAGGUCAUUGGUUACGGUGGUUUUGGAAUUGUGUUCCGCGCACAAAGUAUCACUGACAUGAACGAAUACGCCGUAAAACGAAUUGCCGUGGCUGAUAAUGACAAGGCUAGAAAUCGAGUUCUCCGCGAAGCACGAGCCCUCGCAAUGUUUGACCAUCCUGGAAUCAUUCGAUAUUUCUAUGCAUGGGAGGAGCGACCGCCAAAAGGGUAUCAGGAUAAGGAGGAUGAAGCGUUUUUGGGGAAAAUGAAAGCGGAGAAGCUGGCAAAACUUCACGAAAUUCAAAAUCAGAAAAAGAAACUUUCAAGUCAUGCUCAUCAUGUCAAAUCUGCGGACACUAUGUCGUUUGCAGAGCAUUUUGAAAUGCCACCAGUAGUUGGACAUACUGUAGACACUGAAAACAGUUGGGAUGCUUCGACAAAGCCGCAAGAAUUGGAGGCGAAUCGCUCCACGUCUGAGAGCAAGCGUGGUCUUUAUGGAGAGUCUGACAACACACCAUCAGACAAGCGUACCACGUUUUCGGAUGACGAGGAGGGCCCUUCUACUUCUGCUAACAAGCCAAAGGCCAAGAAGAAUCCUCUCUUUGACUCUGAUUCUGAAGAUGAAGUCACGGAAGACGAGUUUUCGGAAUCAUCAGGUCCUACUAAAAAUAAUAAAAACAUGAAAAAGAAGCGGAUUGUGUUCUCAAACCCCGAUGACGAUUCUGAUGAGGAGAGUUCUUCGUCGUCGUCAUCGUCGUGCAGUGACGUAUCUUUCCAAGAACCAGUCUACUCAUCUUCUGGAGGAAUUGUAUUCGGUGAUGGGUCCAGUGAGGAGAUCAAGGAAGCUCGAAUGGAAAUUGCAGUGAUCGAAGAGCAAUUGUCGAUACAUAACAGAGCAAUGAUCGACGAAACCGAGAACGAAGAGCUGGAAGUCCGUCAGCGCAACGACACUGGUGACUGUGCGUACUUGUACAUUGUGAUGCAGUUGUGUGCCGAGAAGACGCUGGAGGAUUGGAUAAAGAGAAGCAAAACUAUUGAGAGUCGUUCAUUGGUUGUCAUGAAGAGCUGGAUCAAGCAACUGGCUAGUGGUCUGGAGUAUCUUCACGAGAAAGGUUAUAUUCAUCGUGAUCUUAAACCUGGAAACGUCUUCUUUUCAUUGGAUUCCAAACCAGGCCAUCAGAUUCUCAAGAUUGGGGAUCUAGGAUUAGCUACUAAAACCGAUGGCGCUCCAAAAGCAACUCUACGCCAAGACUCGGAUAGCAGCAUCAAGCAUACGAAAAACGUCGGCACACGGUCGUACAUGUCUCCAGAGCAGAUUAACCAUCAGUUGUAUACUGAGAAAGUGGAUAUUUUUGCUCUGGGACUUGUUGCUGCUGAACUCAUCAUUCCAUUUUCAACAGCCAGUGAGAGAAUUCACACAUUUGGCAGUUUCCAGAAAGGAGAGGUUCCAGCAAUAUUGGACAGUUGUCCAGAAUCUCGUGACUUCCUUCUCCAGCUCACAAGUCUCGAUCCAUCAAAUCGUCCAUCAGCAUCUGAACUGGCAAACCAUCCAUUCCUUCAGUAG